AAAACCAGAACCAAAACAAAACCAAACCCAAAUCCAAUAACAUAUAUUUUUUCAAAACCCUAAACCCUUUUUUGGUGUUUUUGUUUUCAAAUUCAUCAAUGGAUUUCCACAGCCUUACAAGGAAAGAACUCCAGACUCUUUGCAAGCAAAACAAGAUCCCGGCCAACAUGACCAACGUCGCCAUGGCUGAUUCUCUUGCCGCUCUUCAAUUCGUUGAAGGACUUGAUGGGCUCAGGAACCAAUGUCAGUGGCCAGGAAAAACUGUUGCAACUGAAUCACCAUUGAUUCCACGGACUGCCUACAGAACCUCAACUAGAAAAAAAUCCAUCAAAGAAGAUCCUGACACCGUGCAACCGAUGACCAAAACCUGCCGCACAGCAAGGAAACCAUUAGACAAAGAUUUGGGGCAGAAAAACCAGAAUGCAAAUGUGGCGGAGACUCCUGCAGUGCCUGUAAGCAGCAGGAGGGCUCCAGCAGCUUCAGCUAGCAAAAAAAUGGGUACUCAAGUGAAGGACAAUAUGGAAAAAGAAAUGAGUUGUGGGGUUAAGACUGAGACCCCUAUGGCGCAGACUGGUCGGGGGAGGGUGGCUCAAGUGGGUUCAACUAGAAGAAAGUUGGAGGAAUCAGUACAACGCGUGUAUAGCACUAGGCGGUCAGUGAGAUUGCUGGAGAAGACCUUGGUUGACUUGAGUUUGAAAGAUGUAGCGAAGGAAGAGUCUGUGAAGAUGGUUUCCUUGGAUGAAACUGAGGAGAAGGAUGGCUCUGAAGUGAGUUUGGAAAAGAGUAAUGAUUCAGAAGUUUCUUUAGGUGUAAGUUUUCUCAAGUCUUUGGAGAAUGAAAGCCAAUUGAAAGAAAUUCAUGAGGAUGAGAAGAGUAAUGAGCAUGAAAAGGAAAAUAUCAAUAUGAGCACUCAGGAUUUUGUCAAUUCGGAUAAUGUUUCAGUUGUUGAUGGAAAGGAUGACAACCGUGAUGAGACUUGUGAUGCAUCAAAUGAGCUUUCGGCUGAGAACUCAAAUGCAAUCAAAUCUGUUGAUAUUCCAGGAAUGGAAUUCAUAUCCGAAACUGAGAAUGCUUCAAUUAAGGUGAUAGAACCUGAAGAAUCCCUUGCUACUGAGACGUCUGAUGAAAUUUCUGCUCAGAUGGUGGAGGAUGUUGUCUAUGAAGACCAGAUAAUAACCUCUCAAAAGAAUUCGGAGGUUGAUUCUGAUCAAUUUGUUGCCAAUUCUAUUGCAUCUCCGUUGAAGAAACAGGUUGCAGUUGAAUGUGUUGUUCCUGUUCAUCUGGACAAUUUUGUGGCAACCUGCAAUUCUGAGAGUCGAAAUAUUAGGAUAGACGAUGAGUUUGGGUCAGACAAAGCUGUGGUGACAAAUGUUUCUAUUGCCAAUUCCAUCGCUCCUCCAUUGAAAAUGCAGGUUGCAGUUGAAUGUGCUGAGAAAGAGAGUGUUUAUUCGGAUAAGGUUGGGGCAACCCACUGUUCUGAUGGUCCAAAUGCUGAGACAGACAAUGCGUUUGUGUCAGAUAACAGAACCCACAGUUCUGAUAAUCCAACUGCUGAGACAGAUGAUGAGUUUGAUUCAGACAAUGUUGUGGAUGAUCCAAAUUCUGAGACAGACGAGGAGUUUGAUUCAGAUAAUGUUGUAGCCCACAGUUCUGAUGAUUCAAAUGAUGAGACAAAUGAGUUUGAUUCAGAUGAGGAACUUGUUGACGUUCAUUUGACUAAAGCAGAAGUUCCCAUAUCUUCUGUAAAAGGACCAGAAGAUUUGAUUGAAACAGAAGUUCCCAUUUCUGAUGAUAUUGAUACAGAAGGGACUGAAGAAACAGAUCCAAAUUCGGAGACAGACGACGAGCUUGAUUCAGAUAAUGUUGUAACUCAUAGUUCUGAUGAUUCAAAUGAUGAGUUUGAUUCAGAUGACGAACUUCUUGAUGUUCAAUUAACUAAAGCAGAAGUUCCCAUAUCUUCUGUAAAAGGACCAGAAGACUUGAUUGAAACAGAAGUUCCCAUUUCUGAUGAUAUUGAUACAGAAGGGACUGAAGAAACAGAUCCAAAUUCGGAGACAGACGAAGAGCUUGAUUCAGAUAAUGUUGUAACUCAUAGUUCUGAUGAUUCAAAUGAUGAGUUUGAUUCAGAUGACGAACUUCUUGAUGUUCAAUUAACUAAAGCAGAAGUUCCCAUAUCUUCUGUAAAAGGACCAGAAGAUUUGAUUGAAACAGAAGUUCCCAUUUCUGAUGAUAUUGAUACAGAAGGGACUGAAGAAACAGAUCCAAAUUCGGAGACAGACGAAGAGCUUGAUUCAGAUAAUGUUGUAACUCAUAGUUCUGAUGAUUCAGAUGACGAACUUGUUGAUGUUCAAUUAACUGAAGCAGAAAUUCCCAUAUCUUCUGUAGAAGGACCGGAUGAUGCCAAUUUGAUCGAAGCAGAAGUCCCCACUUCUGAUGAUACUGACACAGAAGGGACUGAAGAAGCAGAAUUUUUUUGUGAGAACAAGACUCAAAAAUCUGUGAAGCAAAUGAACUCCUCAUUGCCAAUUGAUUCCGUCUCUGGGGACAAGACUCCAGGUUAUCAUCCAAUGUCACCGUUAGGAGCUGAUUCAAUUUCAGGCCAGUUUCCACGACCAACUCAGUCGACACCAAAGCAGACUUCCACCAAGAAACAGGCCACAUCUGAAAAAUUAACACUCCCUGCAUACAUUAAUGAGAACAUUGACAUCAGUGUGAUGCAGUUGGGUUCUAAAAUGGAAAACGUAAAGACGGACAAGAGAACAACUGAUGUUGACAACUUGCAGAAAUCAUUGAGCAAGAAAAGUCUAAGAGAGCUAAACAAGAUGCUGAAAGAAAAGCUUCAAAUAACCAACAAGAAGAACAAUGAAGAUCAUAAUGCCACCAACAGGAGACCGGCUCUGCUAGAGAAUGUUAUGGCUCCUGCUGACCCAACUGAGAUAAACUAAAAAUAAAACCGAGGAUGGAGACCACUUUUUGAUUGUGGUGAUUUCACUCUUUUGAUGAUCACAGAGGGAGUUCAAACCUCGGUUUGCCUCCAUUCUUUUGCUUCUUUCACAAAUUAGAAUCUUGAUGUUACUGGCUCAAUGAAAAACUCCUAAAAGGAAGUCGAUUUUGCUUAGACGACAUCCGAGCUCUUUUAUAUGAUUAAGACUAAAAUGGUCUUUUACUUC
This is a messenger RNA of Mangifera indica (mango), 3170 nucleotides long. RefSeq names its product protein PFC0760c-like. NCBI's taxonomy places the organism in Eukaryota, Viridiplantae, Streptophyta, Magnoliopsida, Sapindales, Anacardiaceae. The transcript is spliced from 4 exons. The record is from RefSeq and is a predicted model, not a curated record. The coding region runs from base 99 to 2945 and encodes 948 amino acids.